Molecule: messenger RNA, 1476 nt
Organism: Oryza brachyantha (malo sina)
Lineage: Eukaryota; Viridiplantae; Streptophyta; Magnoliopsida; Poales; Poaceae
Product: UDP-glucosyltransferase UGT13248-like
Exons: 2
Coding region: 1-1416 (471 amino acids)
Molecular function (GO): UDP-glycosyltransferase activity
Source: RefSeq, a predicted model, not a curated record
AUGGCAGAUUCGGAUGGCAGCGUCCACGUGCUACUCCUCUCAUACCCGGCCCAAGGCCACGUCAACCCGCUGCUCCAGUUCGGCAAGCGGCUGGCCGUCCGCCGCGGCGUCCGGUGCACCCUCGCCGUGACGCGGUCCGUGCUCAGCUCCUCCUGCCGCGCGCCGUCACCCGGCGACGCCGCCGUCCGCGUCGCCGCCUACUCCGACGGCUGCGACGCCCACGGCUACGACGAGCUCGGCGACGAGGGGGCCUACCUGUCCCGCCUCGAGUCGGCCGGCUCGGCCACGCUGGACGAGCUCCUCCGCGGCGAGUCCGGCGAGGGGCGGCCGGUGCACGUCGUCGUCUACGACGCGUUCCUGCCGUGGGCGCCGCGCGUGGCGCGGCGGCACGGCGUGGCGGCGUGCGCGGCGUUCUUCACGCAGGCGUGCGUGGUGAACUUGGCGUACGCGCACGCGUGGGCCGGCAGGGUGGAGCUGCCUCUGCCCACGACGGCGCCGGCGCCGCCGCUGCCCGGCGUGCCGGCGGAGCUCGAGCCGGCCGAGUUCCCCUCGUUCCUCACCUCGCCGGCCGCCGGCCGCUCCGCUUACCUCGAUCUGCUGCUGCAGCAGUGCCAGGGCCUCGAGGUGGCUGACCAUGUCCUCGUCAACUCCUUCCACGAGCUGCAGCCAAAGGAAGCAGAGUACAUGGCGGCGACGUGGGGCGCGAAGACGGUGGGGCCGACCGUGCCGUCGGCGUACCUCGACAAGCGGCUGCCGGACGACGUGUCGUACGGCUUCAACGUCCACGCGCCGAUGACGGCGGAGAGCAAGGCGUGGCUGGACGCGAGGCCGGCGAGCUCCGUCGUGUACGUGUCCUUCGGCAGCCUCGCCACGCCGGGCGCGGCGCAGAUGGCCGAGCUGGCCGACGGGCUCCGCGACAGCGGCAGGCUCUUCCUCUGGGUGGUCAGGUCGUCGGAGACGCACAAGAUGCCGGAGGACUUUGCCGGCAAGGUGGCGGCGGAGGCGGGGAGGGGGCUCAUCGUGACGUGGAGCCCGCAGCUGGAGGUGCUGGCGCACCCGGCCGUCGGUUGCUUCGUGACGCACUGCGGGUGGAACUCCACCGUGGAGGCGCUGAGCGCCGGCGUGCCGAUGGUGGCGGUGCCGCAGUGGUCGGACCAGCCGACGAACGCCAAGUACGUCGAGGACGUGUGGCGCGUCGGCGUGCGGGGGUGGCCCGACGGCGAGGGCGUGAUGAGGAAGGAGGAGGUGGAGAGGUGCGUGAGGGAGGUGAUGGAAGGGGAGAGGAGCAAGGAGUACAGGAAGAACGCGGCGGGGUGGAGCGCCAAGGCGAGGAGCGCCAUGAGCGAAGGUGGCAGCUCCGACACAAACAUUUCCGAGUUUCUCAGCAAAAUCUUAGUAGCAUCUGCCAGAACAUGAUGAAUUUUUUUUAGAGGUGGAUGUCUCCACAUGAAAUGAAAUCUGCCUUAUGAAUUUGAA